UAAAUCCACGGCGCAUCAGACUACCGGUGCACAGUUCGCCGCUGAGCUCGAGGCAGACGGAGUGAGUCCGCUAAAACUGAACGGUUUGACUCCGACAUGUGUUUUAUGUGACUUUCAGUAACAACUGCAGUUUGUCUUUAGCUGAAUAACGCGGUCAUCUCCACUGCUCGGAGCGCUUUAGGGACACUUGUUCCCGUGUUUUCUCCAAACUGACGGGACAUCUCGACACUGGACGGACUUCAGCUGAACUCAAAGAUGUCAAUUUUGCCUUUCACUCCCCCCAUCGUCAAAAGACUUUUGGGCUGGAAGAAGGGAGAACAGAACGGCCAGGAGGAGAAAUGGUGCGAAAAAGCGGUGAAAAGCCUGGUGAAGAAGCUGAAGAAGACGGGACAACUGGAUGAACUGGAGAAAGCCAUCACCACCCAGAAUAUCAACACGAAAUGCAUCACCAUACCGAGAUCUUUGGAUGGCCGUCUUCAGGUUUCCCACAGAAAAGGUCUUCCCCACGUCAUCUACUGCCGUCUGUGGCGCUGGCCCGACCUGCAGUCCCACCACGAGCUGCGGGCGGUGGAGCUGUGCGAGUACGCCUUCCACACGAAGAAGGAUGAAGUGUGUGUCAACCCAUACCACUAUCAGAGAGUAGAGACACCAGUGCUCCCACCAGUGCUGGUCCCCAGACACACAGAAAUCCCUACUGAGUUCCCACCUCUGGAUGACUACAGCCAUUCAAUCCCUGAAAACACCAACUUCCCUGCUGGCAUUGAGCCCCAGAGCAACUACAUACCAGAAACACCACCACCAGGCUACCUCAGUGAGGAUGGAGAGACCAGCGAUCACCAGAUGACCCACAGCAUGGACACAAGCUCCCCAAACCUGUCACCUAACCCAGUUUCACCCACACAUAAUAACUUAGACCUCCAGCCAGUGACAUACUGUGAGCCGGCCUUCUGGUGCUCCAUUUCUUACUACGAGCUGAACCAGCGAGUCGGAGAGACCUUCCACGCCUCACAGCCCUCACUGACAGUGGAUGGCUUUACUGACCCGUCCAACUCGGAGCGAUUCUGCCUGGGCCUUCUGUCCAAUGUCAACCGCAAUGCAGCCGUGGAGUUGACACGCAGACACAUUGGUCGUGGCGUCAGACUGUAUUACAUUGGAGGAGAAGUGUUUGCCGAGUGUCUCAGCGACAGCGCGAUCUUUGUGCAGAGCCCCAACUGUAAUCAGCGAUAUGGAUGGCACCCUGCCACGGUCUGCAAGAUCCCUCCAGGAUGUAACCUAAAGAUCUUCAACAACCAGGAGUUUGCUGCCCUGCUCGCGCAGUCAGUCAACCAGGGCUUUGAGGCUGUUUACCAGCUCACCAGAAUGUGCACCAUCCGCAUGAGCUUCGUGAAGGGCUGGGGAGCCGAGUACAGGCGACAGACGGUGACCAGCACCCCCUGCUGGAUCGAGCUGCACCUCAACGGCCCCCUGCAGUGGCUGGACAAGGUGCUCACACAAAUGGGCUCCCCAAACAUCCGCUGCUCCAGCGUCUCUUAGGGAGACCCUUCACCUACUCAUUUCCUGUCAGUGACUAAAAAUACACAGACUGCAUGCGGACGAGAACAGCUACACAAGUACUGAAAGAUGACGAGCCCCCCCCCUCAUUCAGCCACUGUUUCUUUGUUCUUCCUCCCCACCAGCUGUCAGUAGCACUUUUUUUUUUUAUAUACUUGUUUAUUUCAAAAGGGGACAAGUGCAUUAAACCAGUUAAAUGUUAGAAGGAUCUCCACAUUGUGUCCAGAGUUUGAUGGCAGUGUUUAUCGUUGGCGUGUAAAGGACAGAGAAGCUGAUGUAACAGUUUCUUCCUGGCUGUUCUCUUUUGUUUAAACAUCACUCUUAUGAAUUUGUUCAUGUUUUUUACAGAUGUUAAAGCAAACUUCAGAUUAAAAAAAAAAAAGUUUUAAUUUUUUUUUUAAGCAUUAAUCUUGAAUUUGUAAAUCAUGUUAAAUGCAUUUUCCAUGAUUUUUGUUUUUGUGUUUGGGCAUUGAAUAGUUUAUGAAGAUGUUUUCAGAUGUGACCCAGUGAGAGGGAUUGACAUGAGUCAUAUAAUGGGAAUGGUCAACCAUCAUUUGUAAACGCAGUGUGAAGGAAGAGGAAUAUUUGUUUAGGUUUUCAGACUUUAAGCUGCCAGUGUUUGUCUGUCCGGGUGAAUAACAGGAUGUUUUAACUGCACAGUCGAGCUUCAGAAACAAGAGAGAAAGCAAAGCAUCAGUCAAAUGGAGGGUUAAACUUGCUGUUCUUUAUCAGAUGCUGAUUUGAACCGUUGCCCGAUUUUACUCAGAAAGCAAUUUGAUGCUUGAGGAUACACGUAAACUCAGACAGUAGUUACAUCUCUUUAGAUCCUUACAUGUGGAAUCAUUCAGGAUGAUGCACUUUUGUAAAAUGUUGACGCUCUUGUAAAGUGAUGUUGCAGCAGCUGCAGUUGUGCUUGUCAGUGAACUAUGUCCUGCAUUGGUUUCAGAAAGCUUUGCCAAUUUGUAUUGAAUUGUGUAACACAAACUGACUUGAAAACCUCUCACAUACUGUACAUUUCUGCAUCGUUAAAGGGGACCUGUUAUGCUCAUUUCUGGCUUCAUGUUUUUAUUGUUGAACUCGCAGGUCAAAAGAAUCCUCAUUUAUCUCACUCUGAGCCUUCGUCGGGAACAAACUGUUUUAGCUCCUCUCCUUUUUAAAGUCAGUUUUCUUCUGAUUGGCCACCUGUUGCAAACAGAAGGUCUCAGCAGCAGGUGGGUGGAGAGUCAGAACUGUGUGUUUGAGAUUACCAUAUUCGGGAUGUCUGCUUUCAUUAGCAUCAUACAGAGCUGAAUGUAGAAAAAAAAGUGGGACUGACUCACAGGGCUUACUUGUACAUAUGCUGACAUGUUCUGAAGCAAUGGCCAUGUUUAAUAACAGCAUACAGUACUGUAUGAGUGUCUGUAUAACAGAAAAUAAGGAAAAACAUAAUAGGUCCCCUUUGAAUUGCAGAUUGAACACACACUUGUGUGUGUGUGGUAUGAGUACUCUACAGAAGGCUGUAAAGUGCAAGGAGAGCAAAGGGAUGCCUUUGCUUUUGCUGAUGUUCCCUCUCAGCCAUCCAUAAAAUUGGUCUCAUAUUUAGCCAUGCUGACUUUGUGCACUCAGGACUGUAAAAGAAGAAGAAAAAAAACAUGAGCUGAAUAACAUUCAGAAACCAAUGUAAAGGACAGAUGCAUGACUUUUGAGACUUCAGUCUAUUUUGCUAUCAGUUAGUUUUGUAAGACCAUAGGGUGAUAACUUUGUCCGCUCCACGUGUUUUUGCAUGACAGAAAAUAACUGCUGGGGGUACUAACCUUGUAUUUUUUUUAACCAGGUGGGAUGAGACGGUUUAAGUACAAAGCACGGCUUUUUAUAAAGGGAAAUGUUUCAAUAAAUAAGAGGCAUGUAAAUACCAAUAGCUUCUCAAAAAUCCCUAUUUUUUUUAGGCCUGUACAUAUAGUAUAUACAUGUGUUGUGAUAAUGUGGCCAUUAACCUUUAUAAUGUUGAUGGUUUUGGAAAAAGAAGAAAAACUGAUCAAAAAUUGAAGAAAAACUGAUGGGGAAAAGCUAUCACAGGAAUAGACAGUCAUAGCUUUAGUCCUGUUUCAGCCACCCGCUGUGAUGGAAGUGGAACGAUUUCCUUCUUGUUCUAAAACUAGACAAAAACACAGUGGGUGAGCAUGAAAACUAUUUCCAAUCUUUUGCUUAGUUAAAUUAACCCGGCUCUUGAUGUUAACGGCAGCCCAGUGGUGCUAACGUUUUAGGGACUCGAGUAAGCAACAAAGCCCUGAGAUUUUACCAUUAACAAUGGUAGAUUUUGAUCGCUUUGAAAGGAUGAUGACUUUUAAACCUGCAAACUUUAGUGGGGUGGUUUCAGAAACAGUAGCAUCUACCAAUCUGAAACGAGCCAGCUCUUUGUAGAGCUUCUAGUGCCCUUGAAUGCAGCGGUCCUGAUUCUGAUGGGCUCAUAGUCUUUGUAACUACCCAGUAGGGAAUAUUUUUAAAGCAAAUGUCAUUUUUAUACAUUCUGCAAGUCGUAGUGCUUGUCUUUUUUUUUUUUUUUUUUUUUUAAAUCCCCUUUGUUCAAAUUGUUCCCUGUAAUCGGUAUUAUUAGUUGUGAUUUAUGCUUCUGUGCUCUGAAUUGGUCUUUUUAGAUGUCUUGUAUAAAAAUUGUACCCUUUUAUUUUUCUCUGCCUAUAAAGAGUUGAUGUGAUGCUUUA
Messenger RNA from Archocentrus centrarchus (flier cichlid), 4250 nucleotides. It is a transcript of the gene smad3a, whose product is annotated as SMAD family member 3a. Gene Ontology annotation, molecular function: I-SMAD binding; DNA-binding transcription factor activity, RNA polymerase II-specific; RNA polymerase II cis-regulatory region sequence-specific DNA binding. Gene Ontology annotation, biological process: activin receptor signaling pathway; positive regulation of transcription by RNA polymerase II; transforming growth factor beta receptor signaling pathway. Bases 256 to 1533 code for a protein of 425 amino acids. The transcript has 8 exons. Gene Ontology annotation, cellular component: heteromeric SMAD protein complex. NCBI's taxonomy places the organism in Eukaryota, Metazoa, Chordata, Actinopteri, Cichliformes, Cichlidae. The record is from RefSeq and is a predicted model, not a curated record.